Hyla sarda is the source of this 4538-nucleotide messenger RNA. It is a transcript of the gene FMNL1, whose product is annotated as formin like 1. Gene Ontology annotation, cellular component: cytosol. Gene Ontology annotation, biological process: regulation of cell shape; cortical actin cytoskeleton organization; cell migration. Gene Ontology annotation, molecular function: actin filament binding; small GTPase binding. Bases 504 to 4010 code for a protein of 1168 amino acids. NCBI's taxonomy places the organism in Eukaryota, Metazoa, Chordata, Amphibia, Anura, Hylidae. The transcript is spliced from 26 exons. The record is from RefSeq and is a predicted model, not a curated record.
UCAGCGUAAACUUCCCGUAUGAAUCUCCUGCUCCACCUCCUCAUCCAACAUCUAAUUGUGAAACCUUACUUCUGCCUUGUGGUGGGCUGCAUCCUACCUCUUACCGUUACAUGCUAAAGUACACAACAGCAAAAGAAAAUUCUAGGAAGUGGUCAAGAAGUGAAUUUUGAAACUGCAGCGAGACAUCGAGGUGAAAGGAGAAGAGACACAUUGGAUGCCAUUUCUGUCACUCAGUAAAUCACUUAUUUUGCAUGUACAAAUGUAUUGCCCCUCCUUCCUUCCUCCUGCCUGUACCACUUGGUCGUUGUGGUAAGCAUGUGAUGUAUAGAAUGCAACAAAGUGAUAUCGGAAGUUGGGUGUGUCCACAUGUAACUAUAUUUUGUAGAAGGUCUUCUACACAUUUUCCUCCUUGUCUUCAUCUAUACCCUGUCCCCCCACCACCUCCACCACAUUAAGUAUCCAGCCUGGAUCCAGGAGCGUGGAAACGCGGAGCAGCUUGGAUUAUGGGGAAUGCAGCCGGGUCCCUGGACAUGUUCCAGGCCCGGGAUUCAAAGACCCAGCCAACAAAUGGAACCCCACCACAACGACAAAGCGAGGGAUCAUCUACCAAACUUCCAAGACCAAAUUCGGGGGAACUGGAGGAAAGAUUCAGUGUGGUGCUGAAUGCCAUGAACCUUCCUCCGGAUAAGAUAAAUGUUCUUCGACAGUAUGACCAAGACAAGAAAUGGGAGCUGGUGUGUGAUCAGGAAAGAUUCCGGGUGAAGAACCCACCAGCUGCUUAUAUACAAAAACUGAAGAGCUAUAUGGAUUCAGGAGGAAUCAGCCUUAAGGUAAAGAAAAGGGGUUCAGAAUCCACCCAGGUUCUAAGAGAACUGGAGAUCUCCCUGAGGACCAAUCACAUCGGGUGGGUGGAAGAAUUCCUCAGCAAAAAAGUUGGCGGUCUGGAUACUUUGGUGGAAUACCUGUCCUAUGCUCAGGGUUCUCUUCCAAUUGACGUAGAUGGCUCUGAUAAUGGUACACCUGAGAAACCCAAAGCCUUACAGAGAUCUUUGGAGGAUAUUAACAAAAGCAGCACAUCAUCGUCUCCAUCAACCACUCCUUCAAGAGCUCGACACCUGACGGCCAGAUAUAACUUCUACAACCGCGCCACAAUGAGGAACUCUAGACAUGCUAAUAUGAAGGACGAUGUACAUGUGUGUAUCAUGUGUUUGCGGGCGAUCAUGAAUUACCAGUUAGGAUUCAGCAUGGUAAUGUCUCACCCCUCCUGUGUCAACCAGAUUACCCUCAGCCUCACCAACAAGAAUGCCCGCACUAAGGCCUUGGUUCUGGAGCUGCUGGCCGCAGUGUGUCUAGUCCGUGGGGGACAUGAAUUAAUUCUCUCAGCUUUCAACUACUUCAUGGAGGUUUGUGGAGAAAGUUCCAGGUUUGAAAAACUGAUGGAAUAUUUCCGGAGUGAAGACAGCAACAUCGAUUUCAUGGUGGCGUGCAUGCAGUUCAUUAACAUUGUGGUGCACUCUGUAAAAAACAUGAAUUUUCGUGUGUACCUACAGUAUGAAUUCUCCCUAUUAAGACUGGACGAAUACCUUGAGGUUCUGAAGCAUACAGAGAGUGAGAGGCUCCAGGUCCAAAUCCAGGCUUAUCUUGACAAUAUAUUUGAUGUGAAUAACCUGCUGGAAGAUACAGAGAACAAACAUGAAAUGCUGGAGCAUGUAGAGGACCUACAGAGUCAUGCAGCACAUUUGGCCGAAAAGUUACAGCAAACAGAGAAUGAAUACAUGAGUAGAGUGGCAGAGCUUGAGAAACAACUGGACCAAACGCGAAAAGAGCUGAAUGCCGCAAAGGAGAAUUAUCUAUCACGAUCCACCCCGAUCCAUCAGAAUAUCACAACUUUGAAAUCUAGUGACCAAGACGUGCUCUGGGUAGAACCUGCGGGGGAUACCUGUACAGAGGAACCAUCUUCUGUUUGUGUGAACACAGGGUUCACCGCUGACCGCCCAGCUUCACCAUCAGCCAUCAGUUUGACCAUAAUAUCAGAACCAGAUUCCUCUUCUCACAAGCCAGAAGGAUCAGAUUAUGGAUCUGCACUUCCUCUACUGUCAGACAUACCAGCUGUUUCACCUGCUCCUGUACAUCAAGACCCAGCAGUCAGUGAGAGUUCUCCUUCCCGCUCACACACAGUAUCAUGGUCUACUACAGAACCUGCUGCUCCUCUCCUUGUUCCUGAAACGAAGAAUGAUGAGAGUAUAUGCCAUCAACCAGAGUUAACACAAUCUCAGGUUACAUCUAGUGGUGAACCUGGUGUUCCUUCACCACCACCUCCCCCACCACCACCACCUCCAAGCAAUCUACAGGGACUUUCUUUUGUGCCGCCACCACCACCAUGUGGUCCUCCUGCUCCACCACCCCCUCCUGGUGGCCCUCCUGCUCCCCCACCCCCUCCUGGCGGCCCUCCUGCUCCACCACCGCCUCCUGGCAGCCCUCCUGCUCCACCCCCACCUUCUGGUGGCCCUCCUGCUCCACCCCCACCUCCUGGUGGUCCUUCUGUCCCACCACCACCUGGCACUCUUACUCCAUCAAUGCCCAAUGGAGUAAGCAUAAAGAAAACAAUACAGCCAAAAUACAGAAUGCCUGUCCUCAACUGGGUGGCUUUGAAACCAACACAGAUCAAUGGAACAGUAUUCACACAGAUAAAUGACGACAAGGUGCUUCAGGAACUUGACAUGAGUGACUUUGAGAACCAAUUUAAGACCAAAGCCCAGGGUCCAAGCCAAAGCACAUUUUUUAAGAAAGUGGCUUCUUCUCAGAACCAUCCAAAUAAAGUUUCUCUAAUUGACCCAAAUCGAGCCAAGAACCUUGCAAUUACCCUCAAGAAAGGAGGUCUGACACCUGAGGCCAUCACUGCUGCCAUCCAGGGGUAUGAUAUGGAAGCCCUGAAUGUUGACUUUCUGGAGCUCCUUUCCAGAUUCUUACCAACAGACUGGGAAAGACAGCUGAUUUCACGGUAUCUAAAGGAUGGGAAGCCCCUGGACCAGUUGGGAGCAGAAGACAGAUUUAUGGUCCAUCUUUGCUCCAUACCCAGGCUCACUGAGAGAGUUAAGACCAUAAUCUUUAUCUCCAGCUUUCCUGAAACCACUACUCGCCUUACACCGCAACUUAAUUCCCUGAUCGCUGCAUCAAUUUCCGUCAAGUCUUCAGAAAAGCUAAAAGGCAUCCUGGAGCUGAUUCUGGCAUUUGGCAAUUUCAUGAACAGCAGUAAGAGAGGGGCGGCGUAUGGAUUCCGGCUCCAGUCUCUGGAUGUGCUUCUGGAUACAAAAUCUACUGACCGAAAACAAACCCUGAUGCAUUACCUGGUACGAACAAUCAAUGAGAAAUACCCACACUUGGCUGGUUUUCAGUCAGAAUUGCACUUUUUGGAAAAGGCUGCCACAGUGUCUCUAGAUGCUGUGUUGUCCGAUGUCCGCUCACUCCAGGCUGGGAUGGAACAGGCCCAGAAAGAAUUUACAAAGCAGGAUGACAGUGUCACUCUAAAGGAGUUUAUAAAAUGUAACAUGGACGUCAUGAAAAGGCUUGAAGCAGAUGCCAAGACGGCACAGGAAGCAUACGAGACACUUGUUGGCUAUUUUGGCGAGAACUGCAAGACCACUGCUCCGUCCGCCUUCUUCCCCAUAUUCCUUCGCUUUGAAAGAGCUUAUAAGCAAGCUGAACAGGAUCUGGAGACGUGGAAGAAGCAGGAGGCCGCAGCAGCAGCAGUUGAAGAGAAGACGUCAUCUCCGGAGAAACCAUCAACGUCUCCACCAGCCAUAUCUAAAAAACCACAGAUCAACCUGAUGGCGGAGCUGAACAAGAAGCUGCAGACGAAAGAGCCGCGAGUGUACGAGGAAAACUGGGCCAUAGAAGACAUCAUAACAGAUCUGAGGAACCAGCCGUACAGAAGAACAGACAUUGCGCGGAGAAGUGGGAAGAAGCAGAACAGUGGGACGUCAGUGACCACCACAGACAUACCAGUCUAAGACCCAGUGGAAAUGGGAAAUAUAAACCCUCCACAGCAAGGUUUUCCAGUUCCCACCAGUUGGCGCAAUGGACUUGGUGCUUUAUUUUUUCACAGUUGGACUCCUGGAAUGUUGAAAACAGCCAAAAUCUUUCUUCCGAAACAUCUGGAGAAGGACAUAGGACUUCUUACUAGGGAUAAACCAAACCUAAAGAAAGUGGAGCAAGGAUCGGCUGUCAUACACCUGAGCAGAGGGGUAGAGGAGCGGCCAUCACACUUGUGGAGCAGCAAUAGGAUCACACGCAAAAUACAAUUUAUAUUUCCCCUUCUAGCUCACGCUGAUGUUAAUGGGGCUUCCAACACCUCACUCGGACAAUAAACGUUGUCUUCUUACGUAUCUCAGGCAAUGCUUCCAACCAACAGCAAGAACUGAACAAUGAUCUUCAGUCUCCUAAAAUGCUCGACAUGAGGACAUUAAAAGGCCCCACUAGGUACUGGAUGCUAAGAGUGAUGGUCUAAUUCUAGGGGACAGAUACAUUUUAGUGUCUGA